AUGUCUCUGAAAGAGUUAGAAAGUGGUAUCCAAAUGGACAAUGAUAGUGAAGAGGAUGAGGAGAUUUACAUCCCGAUUCCUUAUCGUUUUCACGAUCUUGCCCAGCAGGGAGAAUCCCAAUUGCUGGAUGAUGAAAUCAAGAGAUACAUGAGACGGGACUACAAUCCAAACGAAGUCGUAUUGAGCUUGGAUCAAGAAGAUAGUCUUGGUUAUACUCCACUCCAUUUAGCAAUUUUAAGCGGUAGUGUUGACACGAUUCGUGUGUGUGUUGAUAAUGGGGUGAAUUUAGAAGCGAGAACAGAGGGAGUUCCUUACUCCAUAUUUUUAUUAAACGUGGAGGCAGUCAAAAGUCUCUACAAGGACAAAUUGUGGGAAGUCCUUCAAAUGCUUGUGAUUCCAGAGAAAGCAAGCACCUACAAGGAUCGUCUAGACUGUACAAUCGCGCAUAUUGCUGCCCAAUUCAAUAUGGUCAGCGUGUUGGAGCAAAUUCUUACCACCUAUCCCUCUCUGGUCGAUAUGGUUGAUUUGGAGAAGAACUCGAUUCUGUUCUCUGCUUGUCGCACGUCCCAUGUGUUUCACACCAACUCAUGA
Messenger RNA from Blastocystis hominis, 591 nucleotides. RefSeq lists its product as hypothetical. The transcript is spliced from 2 exons. The record is from RefSeq and is a predicted model, not a curated record. The coding region runs from base 1 to 591 and encodes 196 amino acids. Gene Ontology annotation, molecular function: protein binding. NCBI's taxonomy places the organism in Eukaryota, Bigyra, Opalinata, Blastocystidae.